Messenger RNA from Papilio machaon (common yellow swallowtail), 2075 nucleotides. Its product is annotated as arrestin domain-containing protein F. The transcript is spliced from 5 exons. NCBI's taxonomy places the organism in Eukaryota, Metazoa, Arthropoda, Insecta, Lepidoptera, Papilionidae. The coding region runs from base 17 to 2029 and encodes 670 amino acids. The record is from RefSeq and is a predicted model, not a curated record.
AUUGCCGUACUUAAAAAUGUAUAUUAAAUUCGUUGUGUUUUAUACGGUAGUGUUUUCUUUAAAAUCCGCAUUGUCUGGUGUUAACAUUCACAAUGGUUUAAAUCUUAGGAACACACAUCAAAUGUAUUUGAAUAACCAACAUAAUGUACAAAAUGAUCAAAAUACGUAUAGACCUUUGGAUCUAUCAAGUUUUGCUAGAAAUAAUAAUAACCACGAACCAAUUUUACGUCAACAGCAACAGAAUAUAAAAAUUCCAAGUUAUAACCCAUCAUUACUACCGCAUCGACCACCAUUGAAUAAAGUUCCGAAUCAAAUUCCAAAUGUACAUGUAUUAUUACCAAAUAAAAGAGUUGACAAUUUUUACAAUAGUGGCAAUCAAUUCGCAGUAACUUUGCCAAAAAAUUAUAAUGUUCAAAAUAAUUUGAAGCGGGAGGUCAAUGGAUACAGAAAUAGACCAGAAAACUUUAAAGUGACACCUGUUCUGCCUGUAGUAGAACAUAAAGAUGUAGAAAGAACUACCAAUGGUCUAUUAGAAAACAAAAAUGGGAAAAUUUUAAUGCCCGUAACGGUGCAGCCUGUGUCCAGAGUGCCACAUAUUGACGUUAAUAAGGAACUUUUAAAUAAAUUAACGCCCCAACUUAACAACAUACAAAGAUCUGUAAUAAACGAUGCUCUUGAUCGUCAGAAGCCUACGAUAAACCACCAAAAUGUAUUCAGUCAAGGAAACAUACAGCCACAACGAACUUUACUGAACCCCAGAAAUAAUCUACAAAGAAAUCAUUACCCUCAAAAUAAACGUUUUACUGUAAUUCACGAUAAUGGAUACGUCGAAUAUUUUGAUAACCUAGAAACUAUCCUAAGAAAGUAUCCGCAUGUAAGGAUAGCAGACAAUAUUCUUAAACUAAUUCCAAAUCGAAAUCAUAACAUUCCUCAAUCCAAACCUUUGACACAUAACUCCGAUUCUAAUGCAAAUAUAAAAAUAAAUCUGCCGUUAGAACAGCAACCUAAAUUACUAAAUAAAAGUGUACCAACACAAACGAUGCUGCACACAUCUAAACGUACUCAAAAUCCAAAAAUAGAAACUAACAUCCAAAAGAAAGAUACUUCACUAAUGAACAAGUCAAAUGAUAAUUUUGGAACACUGCAGACAUCGACAUUAUUACCAAUUACAGUAGAUAAUAAAAAAUCAGAAAACUUAAAAUCGUCAAACAUACCAAUGAAAUUACAGGAAAAUAAAGAGAUGAAUUUCAUAACAACGGCCGAAAAUAUUGUUAAAAUACAAUCUACUGAUGUUUCUAACAAGAAUAAUAAAACAACACCGCUUAAAAACAGAAUUCCCAGCGAUGGUAAUAAGCAAAAACCACCUAUAGAUGUGAUAUUGAACAGUGAACAAAAAAUACCACAUCAAGAAAAUAAAACUAACAUUUCACCAGUGAUUUCAAAUAAUAAAUAUGAACAUUCUGAAAAUGUUACCAAACUUCAAGAGGAUUUACAUUUAAACAAAUCUAAAGAAGUAAAAACUCCGAUAGUCGUACAAAAUAAAACUGAGAACAAAACUGUAAGUACAUAUGAAAGUAAACCAGAAAUCAUAAAAAAAUCUUCUUUAAAUAAUGACACGGUAGACAAAAUUGAUGGAACACAAUCAAAUUGUACGAAACAAUAUGAAGUUAAAAACAAGUUAAAACCUCAAAGAGUUGAUGAAAUUAAUCAGAAAGAUAAAGGAGAAAUGGAUGACGAUUAUGAUGAAGAUUUAUUGUCCCUUGUGAAACCAGUAAUGUGGUUUAGUACAACAGAUCCUGAGUUUUGGAAGAAGCUUGUUAGUGUUGAUGAAAACCCUAAUUUUAUUUAUAUCAUCAACGUUCAAUCUCAGCCGAAAAUUGAAAAGGACAGAAAAACUAUGAUACAUGCAAAUGGAACCAUCGUUGAAGAAAUAACAGAAACUAUCUGGGAUGCAGGAGAUGAUGUGCCACCAAAAAUUAUCAAAACUAUAAAAGUGACUCCCGCCAAUGCUGUUUCGGAUGGAGCUUAACGUUUGUUCUAAUUUUGGGUGAGACUUAUCUCGCACAAUUAAACUC